Molecule: messenger RNA, 237 nt
Organism: Caenorhabditis bovis
Lineage: Eukaryota; Metazoa; Nematoda; Chromadorea; Rhabditida; Rhabditidae
Source: the annotation of a GenBank genome assembly
AUGUUCAAGGCUCAACUUCUCGCAGGAUUGCUCUUAAUCUGCCUUUGCACCAGUUCAAUGGCUCGUGUUCUCAAGUGGCAACCGGUCAACUUUAACCGUGGUGUACCAUCGUGGCGCACUUCUCAAAGAUCUCGACAGGUGCAAGGAUAUGGUCCGUUGUCCGCAUUUGCUGAUAAUGGUUCAUCUCGUCCCUUAUUCUUUGGAUCAUGGCGCAAACGAUAUGACACACUCGAAUAA